CACAUCAGUAUUUUGCAGAGGGGCCCCAUGCUCUGUAGUUACGCUGCUGGUUCGUUUCAUCAUAAUACACACAGUAUUCUUUUCCAAAGUGAAAGGCUGUUGAACUUUUUUAUUCCGUCUUCCUGCCAAAUGCAAAGAGGAAUGUAACUUCCCUCCCAUAACAUUCCAUAUUGUUGUCUUUCCUGCUCUGCGGAUGUGCUUCUUGGAAAAAAACUCCAAAAAAUCUUUUUCUAGCAUCUACUCUGCUGAGCUGAAAUGAUGGAGACCAGAGAUUAUGUAUGUGAACUUUAUCCUCCACCAAGUUACAGUGAGAGUUGCAACGAGCAAGAGUUGCGGAACAUCCCGAGCCAGCAAAGCCAAAUCACUGUUGUGACAAUAGUGCCAGAGAUCCCCCCAGUACGCGACCAUCUCAUCUGGUCACUGUUUAAUACCAUGUACAUGAACAUCCUCUGUCUUGGGUUGAUUGCUCUUGUAUUUUCCGUCAAGUCUCGGGAUAUGAAACAGCUGGGAGACAGAAGCGGAGCCCAAAGCUAUGGAUCUACAGCCCGUUCUAUGAAUAUUGCUGCAACCACGCUCUCCAUCCUCUUUUGUGUUAUCACCAUUAUAGUAGUCAUGCUCGUUAUUUAGAAAUUCAUGGCAGUUGAAAUAAUCUAGGAAAGAAUAAAGCAAGGAUUUAGAAAAUAAACUUUUUGCAGCUGCAGACAACAACUCUCAAA
Messenger RNA from Rana temporaria (common frog), 716 nucleotides. Its product is annotated as dispanin subfamily A member 2b-like. Gene Ontology annotation, cellular component: plasma membrane. NCBI's taxonomy places the organism in Eukaryota, Metazoa, Chordata, Amphibia, Anura, Ranidae. The record is from RefSeq and is a predicted model, not a curated record. The coding region runs from base 256 to 627 and encodes 123 amino acids. The transcript is spliced from 2 exons.